Molecule: messenger RNA, 549 nt
Organism: Phycomyces blakesleeanus NRRL 1555(-)
Lineage: Eukaryota; Fungi; Mucoromycota; Mucoromycetes; Mucorales; Phycomycetaceae
Exons: 2
Coding region: 1-549 (182 amino acids)
Source: RefSeq, a predicted model, not a curated record
AUGGUUUUUGCAGUGGUUGUUGCUCCAAUUGAUACAUCAACGCCAGAAGUAGCAGUUGACACAGCCCCUGAAUUUCAAGUCGCUGUGACCCCAAUGGAUCACGUCCUUACCUUGUUGGCAGCCAACAAUGUGUCGAUGCAAUCCUUGCAAGAAAAUGCAAAAGGAGUGACUGAUGCAAUAACUUAUUUGAAGAAUGAUCUGGAUUUGUCCAACAAGACAAAUGAAUUUUUGAAGAACUCAGUCCUUCAGCUAAUGACUGAAAAUGCCGAAAUAAAAAAGUCAAUGACCAGCCAAAAUUCCGUGAUGCCUUCUGCUGUACCAGCAGAUUCUUCUUCUUCUAUGGAUGAUGAUCUUGACCUUGGAGUGAAACAUCAUCCCUUGAUUUCUCAACUUAUCAAUAGAUACAUCAAGAAACCGAACUUUGUUAGCACAGACCUGCUCAAAGUUGCUGAGAAUAAUAAUAGAUCAGCAUGGUCAAUGACUGGCACGUAUGGCAAUAAGUAUAACAAGACACUUGCACUGGCUCUCUUCAAGUACCUGAGACCUUAA